UUCAAAAUCUUUUGUUCCCACUCUCUCUCUCUAGCUUGAAGACCAAGAUUGGUAUAUUUGUUACAACGGGCUGAUUUGUCUCAAAAAUAAAAAAGGUGAAUUGAGAUAUCUUUGAGGUUAAUAUCUCGAAGAAAAUGGGGAAGAAAGAGCAGAAAGAUCAUCAUUCAACAGUAGAAAGUGACGACAAAGUCGAAGCUGUUCUUCAUCUCCUACGUAAACACUCUCCUCUCACUCUUAAACAGGAGAAGUUCUGUAACAGAGCUUGUGUCAGUAGAUUCUUGAGAAUAAAAGGAGACAGUGUGAAGAAAGCAGCUAAACAGUUAAGGUCAUGCCUUUCAUGGAGAUCCUCUCUUGGCAUCGACAGCUUGAUCGCUGAUGAGUUCACGGCGGAGCUAGCUGAAGGUCUUGCCUAUGUCGCCGGUCUUGACGACGAGUGUAGACCCGUUUUGGUUUUCCGUAUUAAACAAGACUAUCAGAAGCUACAUACGCAGAAACAGUUGAUUCGUUUGGUGGUGUUUACAUUGGAGGUGGCAAUCUCAACCAUGUCCAGGAACGUAGAAGAAUUUGUCAUCCUUUUCGAUGCUAGCUUCUUCAAAUCAGCAUCAGCCUUUAUGAACAUACUUGUGACUACACUAAAAAUAGUUGCAGAGUAUUAUCCUUGUCGUCUUUUCAAGGCUUUCGUCAUCGACCCUCCUUCUCUAUUCUCGUACCUUUGGAAGGGUAUUCGCUCAUUCCUUGACCUGUCAACGGCCACGAUGAUUGUAUCGAUGCAUGAUUUCCGAAACUCCUUUGACUACGACGACUUCUCUUCUUCUUACCCAUCACGAGUCUCCUCCCUCCGUUUCGACACGUCAUCAAUAAAAUCAACGGACAAGAUCGGCUCCUGCGCAUCCUCUAGGUUCGCCUUCACCGUAUCACGCGACGGUCUCGACACGGUCAAACCAUGGUGCCUCACGCUGACCGACACGUCAUCAUCGAAACUAGGAAACACGACAGGCGCGUACCUCUCACCGCUAAACGCGCGUUCUUUCUCAUUCGCGUCACCCGCGGCUAGGCGCGAGCCUUUAGGUGGGCCCAGGAGAAGCUUUUUCGCUUCCACGCCGAUGCCAGCUAGGACGACGGACCGUCACGGCAUCGGAGGAACUUUACGUGACCCGCGGGUGCCUCGCCCGUCUUUCUUCCAGUCUCCGGCGGUGUUUUUCCGGCGAGAGUCGCACGUCAGAAAAACAGAGAAACCGAGGGAUACGUUCGUUCCUUUCCUCAAGUUCUAUCGUAGACCGUACGAUGAGAUGACUUAUAGGUCAAAGAUGCGGCCCCCACUAGGUGGUCUUGUCUCUAUUGUUUCAACGCAGAUUAGACGCCGCCACGUGUCUUUGUCUCAACGGUUCUAGCUUAUGAAGCUAUCAGCCUUUCACGUCUUGAAGAAGUACGUAAUAGUUCCUAGUAAUAGUAUAUAACUUUUGUUGCCAUUUUGUUAUAAAAAGUUUCCAUUAUUGUUGGCUUGUUUCUAUCAUGUUAGUUCAUCACAUUUAUUUUAAUAAUUUUGAUCAAUUGUUUAUGUAUUCAG
This is a messenger RNA of Eruca vesicaria subsp. sativa (arugula), 1567 nucleotides long. NCBI's taxonomy places the organism in Eukaryota, Viridiplantae, Streptophyta, Magnoliopsida, Brassicales, Brassicaceae. The record is from the annotation of a GenBank genome assembly.